AUGGCUUCAGAAAAGGAAAUUAAAAGAGAGAAAUUCUUGAGUGUUUUCCCUAAAAUAGUGGAAGAAUUGAAUGCAUCGCUUUUGGCUUACGGUAUGCCAAAGGAAGCCUGCGACUGGUACGCCCAUUCAUUGAACUACAACACCCCAGGUGGUAAGUUGAACAGGGGGCUGUCUGUCGUGGACACCUACACCAUCUUAUCCAACAAGACCAUUGACCAAUUGAGCCAAGAGGAAUACGAAAAAGUUGCCAUCUUGGGGUGGUGUAUCGAGUUGUUGCAAGCCUACUUCUUGGUUGCUGAUGACAUGAUGGACAAGUCCAUUACCAGAAGAGGCCAACCAUGUUGGUACAAGGUCCCUGAAGUCGGCGACAUUGCAAUCAACGACGCCUUCAUGUUAGAGGCUGCCAUCUACAAGCUUUUGAAGUCCCACUUCAGAAGCGAAAAAUACUACAUAGACGUGACCGAAUUGUUCCAUGAAGUUACUUUCCAAACCGAGUUGGGCCAAUUGAUGGACUUGAUCACCGCACCUGAAGACAAAGUCGACUUGAGCAAGUUCACUUUAAAGAAGCAUUCCUUCAUAGUGACUUUCAAGACCGCUUACUAUUCCUUUUACUUGCCUGUUGCCCUAGCCAUGUAUGUUGCCGGCAUCACCGACGAAAAGGAUUUGAACCAAGCUAAGGACGUCUUGAUCCCAUUGGGUGAAUACUUCCAAAUCCAAGAUGACUACUUGGACUGCUUCGGUACCCCAGAACAGAUCGGUAAAAUCGGUACAGACAUCCAAGACAACAAAUGUUCGUGGGUCAUCAACAAGGCUUUGGAACUUGCCUCUGCAGAACAAAGAAAGACCUUGGAUGAAAACUAUGGUAGAAAGGACUCCACCUCAGAAGCCAAGUGUAGGAAGAUCUUCAACGACUUGAAAAUCGACCAAUUGUACGAACAAUACGAAGAGUCCAUUGCUAAAGAGUUGAAAUUGAAAAUUUCUCAAGUCGAUGAAUCCCGUGGUUUCAAAGCCGAUGUCUUGACUGCGUUCUUGAACAAAGUCUACAAGAGAAGCAAAUAA
Molecule: messenger RNA, 1059 nt
Organism: Saccharomyces eubayanus
Lineage: Eukaryota; Fungi; Ascomycota; Saccharomycetes; Saccharomycetales; Saccharomycetaceae
Gene: ERG20
Product: bifunctional (2E,6E)-farnesyl diphosphate synthase/dimethylallyltranstransferase
Exons: 1
Coding region: 1-1059 (352 amino acids)
Biological process (GO): trans, trans-farnesyl diphosphate biosynthetic process
Cellular component (GO): cytoplasm
Molecular function (GO): dimethylallyltranstransferase activity; (2E,6E)-farnesyl diphosphate synthase activity
Source: RefSeq, a predicted model, not a curated record